AUGCCGAGUACGUGUGUACGAAGUGUCUCGCCGAGGAACACCCUGCCUAGACCUACUCCGAAACGGCGUCCACUCAAACGACCGUCAGCUGUAUCACGAAGAGCAACGCGCCAGUCGCGAGACCUCGACGACGACUUGGUAACACCUCGAGCAUCGUCCUUCGACGUGCGGUCAGAGGUUGAUCAGUUGCAAACUGCCUCGAUGACUUCGUCGAUUGUUGUGGAGAGUAGGGACUCGUCGAACAAUUCACCUACUGAAAGUCGGAUAGAUGUGAAUCCACCAGAUGUAACGAGCACGCCGAAACCAUUUCGAUGUGUAACGCGAUCGGCAAAAGCAAAACGGAUACGAUUUUAUCGAAAUGGUGACCAGUACUACAAGGGACUCUGGUACGCUCUACGUGGCGAUCGUGUUCGGAGUAUGAAGCCGUUAAUGGAAGAUCUUGCUAAAACAAUGGGUGACUCCACAGCACUUCCACUGGGCAUCCGACACAUAUUCAGCAUAGACGGUCAAACUCGUAUAACUGAUAUUGAGCAAUUUGAAGAUGGCGAAUCGUAUGUGUGUUCUAGCACGGAGACAUUCAAAUCUGUUGAUUAUGCCAAUGCUCGUGAACCAUAUUGGUGUUUUGCCCUAUCACGAACAAAUCGGCCUAAUGAAGCAGCUAUGUUGGGCCUUUGGGGAACAGAACAUGUCGCUGUCGAACCUACUCACUUCGUAUUUCCACGAAUUAUUACUGUCAUUCGUAAUGGUGUGAAGCCACGGAGAGUUGUACGCCAUUUAUUGAACAAGAAAACUGCUAGAUCGUUCGAUCAGGUUAUGACUGAUCUCACAUGUGUCGUCAAGCUGGAUAGUGGUGCGAUCCGAAAACUAUUCGCUCUGGGAGGAACUGCGGUGUUGACUUUGCAAGAUUUCUUCCGAGAAGAUGAUGUUUUCAUUGCGUAUGGUAACGAGCGAGCUAGCGCUGACGACUUCUUUGUAAUUUCUGAAGAAUAUAAGCGAUUGUACUCUGGUGGUGCUCGUCGAGGUGGUCGACGAGGCACUUCGUCUCGUCCUCGUGUGAUGCCUGCCAGAAAUGAAAGUUUAAGAGAAGACCGUUGUGGAAGUGUUGUUCCAGACGAAUUAGCACGUAAUCUUCCUGCUGAAUUGGAUGAGAAAUUCUCUGUUUUACGACUUCUCGGGGAUGGAAACACCGCCCUCGUGUACGAAGUUAUGGAUAGAUCAUCACAAGAGCACAGCGCACUGAAAGUGAUCGCCCGCGAUUCGGCUGUUGGAAAGGUGGCGCUAAUAGAGAGCGAAUUGGCAAUUAUGAAGAAGAUCGAACAUCCGUAUAUCGUUAAAAUGUUUGAAGAUUGGACGAUUGAUGGCGCAUAUUAUCUCUCGCUUGAGCUAAUAGAGGGUGGUGAUCUUUUUGAGCAUCUCUGUGUUGUGCGACGAUUAGCUGAACGGCAAGCUGCUCGAUUGACGAAAGGCUUAGCUCAGGCGUUAUCUUACCUUCACGAUAAUUCCAUUGUUCAUCGAGACGUAAAACCUGAAAACUUGUUGUUGUAUACUGCCUCACAUGGGGAAUUUGAACUAAAACUUGCUGACUUUGGUCUAGCAACGGAGCUACCUGAAGACGGCGGAAAGCUGUCGGUUAUCUGUGGUACGCCUACCUAUGUUGCAUCAGAAGUUAUACUCGAAACUGGUUACGACGAAAAAGUGGAUGUAUGGGCAACGGGAGUGAUACUGUAUGUGAUGUUGUGCGGUUUCCCACCAUUUCAGAGUUCCGACGGAACACAAGAUGACUUAUUCGCCCAAAUAAUGCGUGGACGAGUAAGCUUCCCAUCUCCAUCAUGGGACAAGAUCUCUGCCUCCGCCAAAGCGCUCAUUCUACUCCUCGUGAACACCGACAAGGAAGAAAGGUUUUCUGCUCAGGAUGUGCUGGAUAACCAGUGGAUCAAGACCCUCUCCGACGUACCGUCAGACUUUGAGUCAAUGGCUGAAUUCAUAGUUGAAUCAAGGAUAGACGCUGAUGCGGACGUUGAAGAGACAGAUCGAGAGUACUUUAUGAGCCGACGAACUAGUAUGGACGAUUUGAGUGAAAGUGGACGAGCGGAUAGUUAUGAGUUUACGUUUUCUCGGAACUACAGCUAA
Messenger RNA from Necator americanus (New World hookworm), 2130 nucleotides. RefSeq lists its product as uncharacterized. The coding region runs from base 1 to 2130 and encodes 709 amino acids. Gene Ontology annotation, molecular function: ATP binding; protein kinase activity. The transcript is spliced from 18 exons. Gene Ontology annotation, biological process: protein phosphorylation; intracellular signal transduction. NCBI's taxonomy places the organism in Eukaryota, Metazoa, Nematoda, Chromadorea, Rhabditida, Ancylostomatidae. The record is from RefSeq and is a predicted model, not a curated record.